AUGACCGAAUCUUCCAAUCCGACGCCAGAAAUGCUUAUGACUAGGUUAAAGAGUCAGGGGUUCUUUGAUAAGAUCCGUAAACGCUGUCUUGAGGAUGUGGAGUGCAAACCCGAUUAUCUCUACUUGAAACGCAAUGUCGUGGAUAGCAUCGUCUCUCAGUUUUUAUCCCGCCAGUGUUCCGUCGGCAGUAAGCUGGAAAUGCGCGACCGUCUGCGCCGUGAGAUACAUGACAACGCUAUUUUUCAGCGCAGUCUUAGUCAAAUGGCAGAUCGAUUGCUCGCCACUCAGGCCUCUCCAGAAGCCCUUGCUCCACCAAUAAAUCAAGUCGCUUGUGAGAUACUUGAUGUUGACUAUCGAGAUUGGCUACGGAGGAGUAAAAAGCGACAAACUCCUCAACCUUUGCUUCCUGACAUAUCCAUACCCCCACCAGUCUUAGCCGGACCCCCCGAGCCUUUAUUGCCGGAUCCAAUUUCUACAGAGGAGGAUCAUAGUCAUCCUUUGUCAACGGAUGUUCUUCCGGCACCGUCUGGGGAGACUGAGAAUCAGCCGAUAUUAGCUUGUGAAAAUGAAGUAGAAAUGGAAGUGGAUGAUGUAGGAGAUGAAAUGGAUGUUGAAUCUACCGAUUCCAACGUGUCUGUCACUGGCUACCGACCCAAACAGUCACUAAAAGCUUCAGGUGCAGACUCCUACUUUCCGGAGGAUAGUGUGCGAACAAAAUUUAAUCAGCCAGCACCGUCAUCCAUAGGUGAAUCAUCACAGCCAACACCACAGCCUGCCAUCGCAAAUUCAAGCUCUUUUUCCCGCAAAUUUUCAGCUGCUGUUGCAGGAUGGGUCCCAAAUGCAUCCAGCAAGCAGCCUGGUAUCAAUUCAGACAAUGAGACUAACCAUGAAGAUUCACCAUUGCGCCGCCGAAUGUCCCUGGCUGGUCAGUUAGCGAAGCGCAGUUCACCGCCGGUGAGUUCACCAAUUAAGCCAAAUCUUGACAAAAAUCCGUCGCCCCUCAUCGAAGGAAGACACAGGAUGUCGUCACCAGGUCAACACAGGGAUCGAAUUCGAAAGCACGGCGGUACGCUCACUUUAAAUGUGUUCGCGAGGAACUUGGAACUGACUUUCACUUGUAUUGAUGCAAUUCCGUUCCUAGGUAGUAACUAUGGGCGUCACUAUGACAAUUAUGAUCGAAAUGACUACAGACGAUUUCGAAGGAAUCGAGAAUUCCAGUUUCAGCGGCAACAUAGCAGACAUCACAAAAGCGAUUAUAGAAACUCUGAUCGUCGCGGAAGGGACGAUGGCGGACGAAGUAAUCAAAGUUUCGACAGGCAAAACUAUUUAUUCCAGGUGAGAUCUUACUUCCUUUUGAUGUCGCCCGCCAAAAAUCAUCAUAAAUUUUGUACCCAUGUAUGUGGUACCACGAAGUGCGCUCUUUUCGUUUGUGCAACGCAGAUUGAAUUGUUUUGA
Mesocestoides corti is the source of this 1455-nucleotide messenger RNA. The record is from the annotation of a GenBank genome assembly. Lineage: Eukaryota; Metazoa; Platyhelminthes; Cestoda; Cyclophyllidea; Mesocestoididae.